CGCCGGCCGCGCUCCAUGGUCGCGCUGGGCGGAGACACCGCCCCGCGACGUUGCGCACUUCCGCUUGUGGCGGAAAAGGCGAUGGCGGCCGCGCUGGUGCUGGCGGCCCUGGCCUCGGCGCUGGGUCUCUUCGCCUCGGCGGGGAAGAUGAAGAUCGUGGAGGAGCCGAAUACGUUCGGGUUGAAUAACCCAUUCUUGCCUCAAACAAAUAGGCUGCAGCCAAAGGUGUCCCCGUCUGCAGUAUCAGGCCCUGCACAUCUCUUUGGGCUUGCUGGCAAGUGUUUCAGUUUUGUGGAAUCCACGUACAAGUAUGAGUUCUGUCCUUUCCAUAAUGUUACUCAGCAUGAGCAGACUUUUCGUUGGAAUGCCUAUAGUGGGAUUUUAGGAAUCUGGCAUGAAUGGGAAAUUGAUAACAACACAUUUGUUGGAAUGUGGAUGAGAGAAGGAGACUCCUGUGAAACUAAGAGCAGACAGACAAAGGUUCAUCUUGUUUGUGGAAAGAGCAAUAAAUUGGCUUAUGUGUCUGAGCCAAGUACUUGUGUUUACUCUCUGACAUUUGAGACUCCUCUCGUGUGCCAUCCCCACUCACUUUUAGUUUAUCCAGCUCUGACUGAAGCACUGCAAAGGAAGUGGGAUGAAGCAGAGCAGCUGCUGUAUGAUGAACUAAUAACUGACCAGGGCUACAAAAAAAUUCUGAAAGAGAUUUUUGAGGAAGCAGGACUUCUAAAAGCAACAGAAGAAAAUGAAGUUGAAAAACAGAGUAAGAAAAUAACUCUGGAAUUUGAAACAGUGGAAAAGUGCAGUAAGGAAUACAAGCAACUUUCUGAAGAAAUAAAAAAACUUAGAGUUUUAUUAGGUCAGCAUGGUAUUGCAUACAGAGGAAAUUCUGCUGGAAAUACCAGUGUUGAGUAUGUAAGUCACCAACUGGCAACUGCAGUGGCAUCAGUUCUUAAUGGGUCAAAGGAUGAUGAGCAGCUGCAUGGCGAUACAGGAAUUUGGAAUUACACUGUAUGAAGAAACUUGGGUGGUACAGAAUGUAAAUUAAUCGGGACAUGUAUUAUGCCACAAAGAUGAUUUACCCUCUUGUGAGUAUUCUUGACUUUUUGAAUUUCUGCCCUAAAGCGGAAACCCUUUUCUGCGGGCUUGCUGGUUCCCAAGGAGCACCAAUGGCUGUAGUGUAAUGGAGUGGUCUAGAUGAGAGCGAGGGUGAGUUUGUGUGUGAGCGGAAAGAGUUGAGCAUAGUGGACGAGUCUUCUGUUUUCUGUGUUCUGCUUCUAUUUUGGUUUUCUUGUAUAAAUAAAACAAACCAUAAUCAAUACUUAAGAAAUAGAAAAACAAUUAUAUUGCAUUAAUAUAUAUUUAGCUUGCAUUCCCCUGUAUUUUUCUGUAUUUGCAUUUGCUGCUGCAUUUCCAUGUAUCGCUCUGUACCUAAAUUGGCCUGCAACAGUAUGGUCAUGGAUUGUAUUUGUAACUGAGUUUGUAUCUACUUGCCUUUGUAUACAUUGUUUUGCUGUGUUUCCGUGAAGUGUAAAUUUAAAAAGAUCCUGGCGUUUGUUUGCCCAAAGAUGGACCAUGAAUAUGUCUGCUCUAGCAGUGGGGGUGAGUGCAGAUCCUUUUUGGUUUGUGGGGUGCCUCUGGCCCCUCAGAAGGUAGGAGGGAGGCUGCCACAGCUGCAGGUGAGGGGACUAUUGGCUCUUUUAAAACUGCUUGAUGCAGACCUGGAAGAACAGCUUUCCUCCUUUUUCUCUUCUGCAAAUGGAACUGACCUUGGCACAAUCACAGCUGUGAAGGGGAGCAGCACUGAAAUACAGAUAAGCAGAAAAACCCCGCUUCCCCUGCUCUUACCUUUGGUGUGCCGACGUCCUGCAUCUCCCUGGCUCUGCAGCUGUAGCUCACCCGGUCCUGGCUGUGGCUGAUAAAAUUGGGCCCGGGAUAGUUUAGCAGCAAUCCACUUUUUAGGAGAACACAAAGAGCAUCCAAUGCAGAAGAGUCUUUAGGAAAUACACCCAAAUAAGAGACUCUGCUUUUCCUGUAGUUCUCCCUCCUGUUUUCACCUGGGCUGGAAGGAUGGGCAGGGCCUGUAUUUAUCACAUGACAGUGACGCUCCUAAAUUUCUCCGGAAGUUCUGAUUAUUAUUAUUACUCAUUUUCUGUCAGAAAACAUGCUGAUUUUGCCCUUC
Messenger RNA from Catharus ustulatus (Swainson's thrush), 2179 nucleotides. RefSeq names its product N-acetylglucosamine-1-phosphate transferase subunit gamma (gene GNPTG). Gene Ontology annotation, cellular component: Golgi apparatus. The transcript is spliced from 11 exons. The record is from RefSeq and is a predicted model, not a curated record. Bases 16 to 1014 code for a protein of 332 amino acids. NCBI's taxonomy places the organism in Eukaryota, Metazoa, Chordata, Aves, Passeriformes, Turdidae.